AUGGCGGAGGGAGAGACAGAGAAGGAAUAUGCCACAAGAAAAGCUAUCGAGCGGCUCCGAGAACGGUUCCAGGAAUUGACUACAACACUAAAAGAAAACCUGGAAUCACCGUCGGACGCCUCUUUGCGUUUCUGCCAGGAAUUCUGCCAGGUCAGCAUGUUUUUCCAACAACCCAUCCUAGCUGCUUUGCAGCCUUCCAUCCAGCUUCCUGGCUGAUGAUGCGCGUGUACGUUAGCUACAACAAUGUAGCUAGCUAGCUAACUCGCGCUAGCCACAUCAGAACAUAUAUAAAAACACACACCAUUACUCCCUGUUUUACCGUUUGAUUAUUGUAGUUAGUAAACUAUAUACAUAAGUGUUUUCCGAUAUGUAGUUUAAUCUCUUACUUUGGAAUUAUAUCCUAUCAUCACUCAUUUUCCCCUGCUAGUUGAUGUUAGCUAGCUGCUAGAUGAAUGUUGGCUAGUUAGCGAGUUGAUCAGGCUCCUUCAUGCUGAGAAGAGAUAGCUAGGUUUUUGUGCGAACUUGCAUUCAAAUGCACCAGUGUUUUAGGUUUUGCAUUACACGAAACGUCUUUCAUCCAUGUAAAUGUGCACAUUUAACUAGAAAUUAAGGCAAAUUAUCGUUUUUCCAUUCGUCCAUUGUGUUAGUGGAUCAAUAUUGAGUGUGCCUGUAAAAGUAUUCUGUAUAGGCCUGGCCUACCAAAUAGCUAGGUAGUAUUUAUUUUCAUGCAAAUCAUAGGUUAACUACGUAUGCAUGGGUUUUAAUUGUUAGAAAAGCAAUAUUAACUCAUCAGCCUGUCUGUGGGUAGGUUUAUUCUGUUUUGUGUAUAGUAUGACAAACCUGCUGGGCCUUGUUUGAAACCCCUUCUGUGCGAAGUGAUGAAUUCAUUGAUUGAUUGAUUUUACCCUUAUUUUACCCGGUAAGUUGACUCAGAACACAUUCUUAUUUAUAGCAACGACCUGAGGAAUAGUUACAGGGGAGAGAAGUGGGGAUGAAUGAGCCAAUUGGAAGCUGGGGAUGACUAUGUUAGUGAUGAUGUAUGAAGCCCAAUCUCAUACUAUCAGGUCAAAUUUGGAGAUAAAACUGCAAUGGUGGUUAAUCAUCUGACACAGAGUAGUAAGAAUAUACACAUGAGAUAGCCUUGUACCAUAUAUUUUCUUAUAAAAAAAAUAGGGUUUUCUCUGCAACUGUCUAAAAACCUGGUCACUUCAAGAUUGUGUGUUAUCAAGUGUUGUGGUUUCAAUUAUUAUAAUUUUUUGUACAUUUUGUGCUGGAGAGGCAAUGCAUUGAAAUACCAAGAUAAGCUACAUUUAGCAAUAGCCUGAGUUGAAGCCUAGCCACACUUUGAAGACCUAGUUACACUUUGAAAGGGCGGUGAUAUGUGAAUGCUUCCAUACAGCUCUUAUAGGUAGUGUAAAGCAGGGUUUCCCAAACUCGGUCCAGGGGCCUCCCCAGGGUGCACGUUUUUUGGUUUUUACCCUAGCACUACACAGCUGAUUCAAAUAACCAACUCAUUUUCAAGUUUUGAUUAUUUGAAUCAGCUGUGUAGUGCUAGGGUGAAAACUAAAACGUGCACCCAGGGGGGGCUCCAGGACCGAGUUGGUGAAACCCUGAUGUAAAGCAUAGUACAGAGAAUUUUUGGACCAACCUUGGCGAUACUUUCUCAAUUCCCGACUUGGAAGAAAAUAUAUCUUCUAAAGCUAUAUAUUUAGUUGCAGGGGUUUCAUUUAAAUGUAGAAAAUUAUUAAAUUAAAUUAAUUUUUUGCUCCAUGAAGUAAUCCAACAGCAAUGUGUGCUCCGCCAUCAAAUCAAAUUUUGUUUCCCACAAGCGCCGAAUACAACAGGUGUAGACAUUACAGUGAAAUGCUUACUUACAAGCCCUUUACCAACAACGCAGUAAAAAAAAAAAAGGUGUCUAUUUCAAAUCUUCUCACAUUGAUUGAGACAGGUGGGUUUCCACCCCGAAGUACCGCAUGUCAUGAUGACACUCGCCUGUCUCGAUCAAUGAGAAGAUUUAAAAUAGACAAUAUGGCGGCGUACACAUUGUUGGAUGACUUCAUGGAGCUAAAAAUCAAUUUAAUUUAAUAACGGAGCCUUUUCUAAAUUCAAACGAACCCACUGCAACUAGACAUGGACGUUUAGAAGACGUGUUGUCUUCCAAGUCAGGAAUUUAUGAAGUAUCGCCACGCAAAGGUUGGUAGAAAAUUAUCUGCGCUUUGCUUUACACUAUCUACUGUAUAGUGACUAUGGAAGAAUUCACAUAUCACCGCCCUUUCAGAGUGUAGCUAUAGAAGAGCCACACUCAUUUGAGCAGAGAUUAGGCUUCUCCUUGACUGGGAGAAGGGACGACGGACAAGGAAAAUAUUGUCACUACUUGUAGUAUUCAAGCAUGUCUCACUCUCAAUUGUGAAUAUUAGGCCUGCAUCCUCCACUCACUACUGAGUGUGGUUCGGCCUAUUGUAGGCUACUGCACGGAUUCCAAUUGUCCCUCACUAUAGCCUUGAUUCAGCAGCCCGGCUUAGAAGUCAAAGCAGCGUCCCGUAUACUGCUCGUCUAGCAGUGGUGGAAAAAGUUAUUGAGUAAAAGUAAAGAUACCUUAAUAGAAAAUGACUCACGUAAAAGUCACCGAGUAAAAUUCUACUUGAGUAAAAGUCUAGUAGUAUUUGGUUUUAAAUAUACUUAAGUAUCAAAAGUAAAAUGAUAAAUCAUUUAAAAUUCCUUAUAUUAAGCAAACCAAACCGCACAAUCUUCUUGUUUUUUAAAUUUAUGGAUAGCCAGGGGCACACUCCAACAUUCAGACAUAAUUUACAAACAAAGCAUGUGUGUUUAGUGAGUCCGCCAGAUCAGAGGCAGUAUGGAUGACUAGGGAUGUUCUGUUGAUAAGUGCGUGAAUUGGACCAUUUUCCUGUCCUGCUAAGCAUUCAAAAUGUAACGAGUACUUUUGGGUGUCAAGGGAAACGUAUGGAGUAAAAAGUAAAAUAUUCUGAAGGAAUGUAGUGAAGUAAAAGUAGUCUUUUAAAUAUAAAUAGUAAAGUAUAGUACAGAUAUCCCAAAAAACUACUUAAGUAGUACUUUACACUGGUGUCGUCUAGCUAUGUUGGUUCAUCUUACAUUUUUAGAAAAUUAGACCCUCACAGAUGUAAAGAGGUUGUUAGCAGUCCAACAAAGUCUUCAUGACAUUGGUGAUUUAUAUAAAUAUUCUGACAGGAGACUGCACUAGGAUUUCUAUUAUUAGCUGUUAUCAAUUUGCUAUUUUAAUGGAAUGUAGCGUAAUUUACCUAGGAGGACUAAUAAUUAAUGCAAUUGUGCAAUUACGCUAUUUGUAUGGUAAUUGUUAAGGCGUUGGCUAGUUGAAAAAAGACAAACUCAUUUAAUAGCAGGCACUAAUCAGCUUGCCACACUUCAUGCGAGACUCAGAGAGCAUGCCAUGAUUUUGUUUGCAGAUCCUUGUGGAACAUGCAGGCCGAUGGAAGACUGAGGAGGAGCCACUGCCUUUACUGGAGGUGUACACGGUGGCCAUACUCAGUUAUGCAAAGGCAACCUCCUGUCUCUCCUCCGAAUGUGAAAAUGUGCCACUCGUACUUGAAAACCUAGCACUGUGAGUACUCAAAGAUAACGUCAAUAUCUGAUUUCUAUGCAUGAAUGCUUCAUGGAACCAGCUGUGUAGUAUUUCAGAUGGUCUAUGUUGUUACAUGACAGUGAGCGUUCCAGUUUGACUAGCGCUAGUGACCAAUAUAACGGUACCAUGCCCCACUAAUUUGACAAGAUAAAUAAAUUAGAGCUGUGGCAGAAGGGGGUAGUGCUUCUUUAAUUUUAGUAAUCUGCACACAACUGUAGCAUCAUUAGCAUGAACCAAAACAAACUCAUUGAAUGACCCUGUUUUACUUGCAGGAGCUGUAUGGAGCUCCUGCUCUCAUUGCCUGAGAGUGUCCCUGGUGCCUUAUGGGAGGAGUUCCAAUCCUCUGUCAAGGUUAGUCUCCAAUGCUGCUCUAUUUUUCUUUUGCUCAACUUUGCAUAGAACAGCAAUGUAUGUAAUGAACCUAUAAAAAAAACGUUUGACAAUUAUCUUUAGAAAAAUAAUGACUAGGUGACCCAAUGAAAGGAAAAAAUGAAGCCCUUUAUCUGAAACAUGCACAUAUAACAAACCCUGUUUGACAUAAUUAGAUAAUCUAGGCCUGUGUUUAAAUUAUUAUUGUUUUUGUAUAGCUGAAAAGUUUAAAGUUAUAUGCUCUCCUUUACAGUCGGCGCACAGCCUUCUGCAAGAACAUGGGAACACACAGCUUCACAUGCUAUCAGCUAUGGCACAGGAGCCUGGCGUGUGGACCAACACCACUCUGUGCAGCAUUCUGUCUAAUGAGAUACCUGAAAUUGACAGAGGUUAGUUUUAGCCUACCUGUGUUGUUUUUUUUGCAAGAACUUUGUACAUGUGAGAUGACUGGUUUAAAUGUUGUGGUGACCGCUUAGUAGUGCUAUCUGUAAUAGUGUUCUUUCUCUACUCCCCAGUUCAUGAGUUCCUGCAAAUGGAAGGUCCCACACUCCUUAAUAUGCGAAUAAAGCACCUUAUCAAACAGAAUAGAGCAGAGCAAGCAGCUGUCUUAGCGAAGAUGUGCUCAGAGUAUCCAGAGUACGAAGGAAAAGGGAACUUCAAGCAGACAUACCUUGUUUGCCUGUGUAUGACAAAAACACAAGAACAACUCAUGCAAGAGGUGAGUGGAUAGCAUUUACAUCAAGUCAUUUAACAGACAAGUGCCUUCAAAAAAGGGGGCUGAACAAAGGCUUGUCAUUUACAUUUUUUACAUUUUAGUCAUUUAGCAGACGCUCUUAUCCAGAGCGACAUACAGUUAGUGAGUGCAUACAUUUUCGUACUGGUCCCCCGUGGGAAUCGAACCCACAACCCUGGCAUUGCAAGCGCCAUGCUCUACCAACUGAGCCACACUGAUGGAGAUUUGAUGAAGAAAUGAAAUGACAAAGUCCAGUUUGAUAACGAUGAAUAAAACAAUGACCCUGAUGGAAAAUGAUCAACUGUGGGUGGCAAUGGAAUACCAUAAUUAUGACAUGUUUUCUCCGGGCCAGAUCGCGCAGGUAGACUGUAAGGAUGGAUUGGAGAUGAUUUGUAACCUGGAGUCAGAUGGGGAUGAAAAAGGAGCCCUUUGUUUGUGCUCUGCAUUCCUUGAGCGGCAGCUUCUCCAGGGAGAUGUGUAUUGUGCCUGGUGAGUACUACCCUCUUUCCAUUUAAUGUGGAUGUGACCAAAUGUGUAUUUAUUUAGUAUUUUCUUUCCCGUGGGGUGGGGGUUACAGGUACAAUAUACAAAUUCAUAUAAUUUCAUAUUCAGUUGGUAUUUACCUGAAUAAAAAAGAAAAACAUUUAGAAAAAAGUAAUGAUCAUAUUACAGAGUUAGAAAAGUAGUAAUACAUUUAGUAUGGAAGGGGAAAAAUAGAAGUGAGCCAAUCUCCCAAUGGAUGUCGUAUGUUGACGACAAACUGUUAUCUCUUGGGCAGACCAAUGAUGAUAUACUUUUCUUUUUACAGGGAGCUCACACUAUUCUGGAGCAAGCUUUUAAUGCGGUCAGAGUCUUCAGCUGAUGCAUUUCUUGGUCAAUGCAGAAAGUUGGUUCUGCUUUCCAGGAGCGUCUGUCAUAUUCUCUUCCUCAUCAAGGUUAUCCAAUCGGAGGUGAAAUUCUUUAAUGUGUAA
Molecule: messenger RNA, 5692 nt
Organism: Coregonus sp. 'balchen'
Lineage: Eukaryota; Metazoa; Chordata; Actinopteri; Salmoniformes; Salmonidae
Source: the annotation of a GenBank genome assembly